Culex pipiens pallens (northern house mosquito) is the source of this 716-nucleotide messenger RNA. Its product is annotated as histone H2B-like. Gene Ontology annotation, cellular component: nucleosome. Gene Ontology annotation, molecular function: DNA binding; structural constituent of chromatin; protein heterodimerization activity. The record is from RefSeq and is a predicted model, not a curated record. The transcript has a single exon. Bases 63 to 494 code for a protein of 143 amino acids. NCBI's taxonomy places the organism in Eukaryota, Metazoa, Arthropoda, Insecta, Diptera, Culicidae.
UUUUCGGCCAUUUCCAUCGCAACCGUCGAAGGACAAACAUCGUCGAACCUGUCUCUGAGAAGAUGCCACCAAAGUCAGCUGCGGUCAAGACGGUCGCGGCCUCGCCUACUGGUACUGUUGCCGCUGCGGUGAAGAAGGCCGGUGCUGGACGCUCCAAGAAGAACAUCGUCAAAAGCAGUGGCCUCGAGAAGACGAAGAAGAGGAAGUCCCGCAAGGAAAGUUACGCGAUCUACAUCUACAAGGUGCUGAAGCAGGUCCACCCGGACACGGGAAUUUCGUCCAAGGCCAUGAGCAUCAUGAACAGCUUCGUGAAUGACGUGUUCGAACGGAUUUCCGCUGAGGCAUCCCGGCUGGUCCACUACAACAAGCGGCAAACCGUAACGUCCCGCGAGAUCCAGACGGCGGUCCGCUUGCUGCUGCCCGGGGAGUUGGCCAAGCAUGCCGUAUCGGAGGGAACGAAGGCGGUGACCAAGUACACGAGCUCGCGAGAAUAGGCAGGGGAAAACAACAAGAAACGGCCCUUUUCAGGGCCACUGAAAUUUUACGAAAGAGUUAUUCUUAUCAAAAUUCAUAGUUCAAAUACAGGCACAAUACCCCAACCAGUUCAAUUUGAUUAUUUAAAAUUUAUUAGAAUCUUCUACGAUUCCUUUGCGAUUUUAAUAUGUUUCGGUCCCUGAAUUCAAUGAACCAGAAGAAUCGUGAUUUCACAUCGUAAU